Molecule: messenger RNA, 2385 nt
Organism: Mizuhopecten yessoensis (Yesso scallop)
Lineage: Eukaryota; Metazoa; Mollusca; Bivalvia; Pectinida; Pectinidae
Product: adhesive plaque matrix protein-like
Exons: 2
Source: RefSeq, a predicted model, not a curated record
ACUAGCGUGUGGGUCCGGACCUCGGAGAGGGUACAUCAGGGUGUGGGUCCGGACCUCGGAGAGGAUACAGCAGCGUGUGGGUCCGGGCCUCGGAGAGGACCAUCGCGUGUGGGCGGACCUCGGAGAGGAUACAGCAGCGUGUGGGUCCGGACCUCGGAGAGGAUACAGCAGCGUGUGGGUCCGGACCUCGGCGAGGAUACAGCAGCGUGCGGGUCCGGACCUCGGAGAGGAUACAGCAGCGUGCGGGCCCGGAUCUCGAAGAGGAUACAGCAGCGUGUGGGUCCGGACCUCGGAGAGGAUACAGCAGCGUAUGGGUCACGACCUCGGAGAGGAUACAGCAGCGUGCGUACCCGGACCUCGGAGAGGAUACAGCAGCGUGCGGGCCCGGACCUAGGAGAGGAUACAGCAGCGUGUGGGUCCGGACCUCGGAGAGGAUACAGCAGCGUGCGUGCCCGGACCUCGGAGACGAUACAGCAGCGUGUGGGUCCGGACCUCGGAGAGGAUACAGCAGCGUGCGGGCCCGGACCUCGGAGAGGAUACAGCAACGUGCGGGCCCGGACCUCGGAGAGUAUAUAUCAGGGUGUGGGUCCAGACCUCGGAGAGGAUACAGCAGCGUGCGGGUCCGGACCUCGGAGAGGAUACAGCAGGGUGAAGUUAAAUCUCUACAUUAUACUGACGACGGGUAACCCAGGGCUGUCUCUACCCAUCUACAUUAAACUGACGACGGGUAAACUAGAGGUGUCUCUACCCAGCUACAUUAUACUGACGACGGGUAAACCAGAGGUGUCUCUACCCAGUUACAUUAUACUGACGACGGGUAACCCAGGGCUGUCUCUACCCAACUACAUUAAACUGACGACGGGUAAACCAGAGGUGUCUCUACCCAGUAUCAUUAUACUGACGACGGGUAAACCAGAGGUGUCUCUCCCCAGCUACAUUAUACUGACGACGGGUAACCCAGAGGUGUCUCUACCCAGCUACAUUAUAAUGACGACGGGUAAACCAGAGGUGUCUCUACCCAGCUGCAUUAUACUGACGACGGGUAACCCAGGGCUGUCUCUACCCAACUACAUUAAACUGACGACGGGUAAACCAGAGGUGUCUCUACCAAGCUACAUUAUACUGACGACGGGUAAACCAGGGCUGUCUCUACCCAGCUCCAUUAUACUGACGACGGGUAAACCAGAGGUGUCUCUCCCCAGCUACAUUAUACUGACGACGGGUAACCCAGAGGUGUCUCUACCCAGCUACAUUAUAAUGACGACGGGUAAACCAGAGGUGUCUCUACCCAGCUGCAUUAUACUGACGACGGGUAACCCAGGGCUGUCUCUACCCAGCUACAUUAAACUGACGACGGGUAACCCAGGGCUGUCUCUACCCAGCUACAUUAAACUGACGACGGGUAACCCAGGGCUGUCUCUACCCAUCUACAUUAAACUGACGACGGGUAAACCAGAGGUGUCUCUACCCAGUUACAUUAUACUGACGACGGGUAAACCAGAGGUGUCUCUCCCCAGCUACAUUAUACUGACGACGGGUAACCCAGAGGUGUCUCUACCCAGCUACAUUAUAAUGACGACGGGUAAACCAGAGGUGUCUCUACCCAGUAUCAUUAUACUGACGACGGGUAAACCAGAGGUGUCUCUCCCCAGCUACAUUAUACUGACGACGGGUAACCCAGAGGUGUCUCUACCCAGCUACAUUAUAAUGACGACGGGUAAACCAGAGGUGUCUCUACCCAGUAUCAUUAUACUGACGACGGGUAAACCAGAGGUGUCUCUCCCCAGCUACAUUAUACUGACGACGGGUAACCCAGAGGUGUCUCUACCCAGCUACAUUAUAAUGACGACGGGUAAACCAGAGGUGUCUCUACCCAGUUACAUUAUACUGACGACGGGGAAACCAGAGGUGUCUCUACCCAGCUACAUUAUAUUGACGACGGGUAAACCAGAGGUGUCUCUACCCAGCUGCAUUAUACUGACGACGGGUAAACCAGAGGUGUCUCUACCCAGCAACAUUAUACUGACGACGGGUAAACCAGGGCUGUCUCUACCCAGCUCCAUUAUACUGACGACGGGUAAACCAGAGGUGUCUCUAGCCAGUAACAUUAUACUGACGACGGGUAAACCAGAGGCGUCUCUACCCAGUAACAUUAUACUGACGACGGGUAAACCAGAGGUGUCCAAGGAGACGCUGCCUAAAGAUUGGGGUCCUAAAUAUUCACAGUGGGGGCAGCAGACCAUUCUUGUUAUAUCACUGUCCUCUACGCGUACCAGAAUCCUAGGGAGUUUUAUAAUCCGAGACGUUGACAAAGAUACCGAGGACACUGACAAGGACACUGACGAGGACAAUACGAACUGGGACAAUAACAGACCCGUAUGUUAA